Molecule: messenger RNA, 808 nt
Organism: Astrephomene gubernaculifera
Lineage: Eukaryota; Viridiplantae; Chlorophyta; Chlorophyceae; Chlamydomonadales; Astrephomenaceae
Source: the annotation of a GenBank genome assembly
CGUCUAUACUCAGCGGCAUAAGGAAAACUUUAUUAAUAGCAGACACUGGUUACCCUUCUAACCGUAAGCUAAGCUCUCGUAGUAAGAGUUAACCCAGAGUUCACCUCCACUCGAGCGCAAGCACUGCCUCCCGCCCCAAAACGUCGCACACGCUGUCCGUAUCGAUGCUGCUUCAAACGCCGCCGGUGUGUUCAGGAGGCCGCUUUACAACAGGGCCAAGACCACCCCUGCCUAUCCGCCCUCAUGGCUGUCGACAACGGCUUGUGGUCAGGAGCAGCGCAUCCAGCAACGCGGGCGUCAAAGAGGCGCUUGGGCAGCUAAAGCAAGGUCUGGCGGGCAAGCCCACCGUCGACCCAGCCUACAUAGAUGGCGCUGCCUACCUCAAAACCAUCGGCUUCACGAACCAGGCCGAAGUAGCGCGCGUGCUGGACAUUGCCAUGAACCCCGACUCACUCUUCCUGUCGUACGGUGACGGCCGCCGUACCAAGAACGCCAGCGCUCGCAAGCUGGAUGUGGAUGCCGACAUGCGGCCCGUGGUGGAGUUCCUGCUGUCACAGGGGGUGGCGGUGGGGGACGUGGCCAAGGUCAUCAGCAGCCACCCGCCCGUGCUCAGCUACAGCGUGCCGGGGCGGCUGGAGCCCUUCUGGACCUACCUGGCCAGCAUCGGGGUGCCGGACGUGGCGGCGGCGGUGACGCGGCGCCCCUCGCUGCUGGGGCUCACGGCGGACGAGCACCUGCGCAAGAUCGUGGAGUACCUGCAGUACACGCAGACGCCGCCGGAGACCAUUGUGGAGUAUGUGGUGAAGAG